AUUGCGGCUGUCAUUUUGCAAAAACAACGCCGGUUCCACUAAUUUUCCGUGAUUUUUCCCAUUUAAUUGCACUUUAUUGAGGUGAAAAUGGUCCGAGGAGGACUACGAGGACGUGGUGCAAUGAGAGGUGGUGCAGUGAGGGUGCCCUUCAAGAAAACCUUCGUACCGCGCCACCCAUUUGAUCUCACCCUUGUCGAUUUGGCUUUUCCAAAGGUUGUAUCAUUACCGGAUGACUCCGCCCUUACUGCGGCUCUUUUGAAGCGCAAUCAGGACCUCUGUCCGGCUGCAGGGGAGCAGACAGCCAUUGCGAAUCUUGUGGCAAAGGUUCAGGGAGUUCUUGACAACCUCGUGGUAGCUCCGGGGGAUUUUAAUACCUGCCAACUGGAUGAGGUUCGUCAGGUUGGAUCAUUCAAGAAGGGCACAAUGAUGACGGGAAAUAAUGUAGCAGACAUUGUGGUGAUACUCAAGACACUCCCCACGAAGGAAGCUUGUGAGGCUCUCUCCCGGAAAGUGGAGGAAGACCUCAAGACAGCCAUGAAGACGGAAGUUGUGACGAAGGCUGAGGCUUUGAGUACGAGUUUGCACGAGAAGGGUUUCGACAUUGCAAAUCGUGUGGCUAAAGUGCGCGUCUUGAUUGCAACUCUGCCCCAGAACAUCCGGAAGCUGGAACCGGAGACUCAUCUUGACGCCAAAGUCAUGCAGAGCCAUUUAGCUGCUAUUCGGCACAUUCGCUGGUUUGAGGAGAAUGCCCAUCAUUCCUCCAUCAAAGUUCUCAUCCGGAUUUUGCGUGAUCUCACCCAGCGCUUCGAUGGCUUCGCUCCCAUGUCUCCGUGGACGCUGGAUCUCCUCGCCCAUUUGGCCAUCAUGAACAACCCAAGUCGUCAAGCAUUGCCCAUCAAUCAGGCAUUUAGGCGAGUCUUUCAGCUUCUCGCAUCCGGACUCUUCCUGCCUGGCUCCGCUGGCAUCACUGAUCCCUGUGAAGUGGGGCACAUCCGUGUGCACACAUCCAUGACACUUGAGCAGCAGGAUGUGUGCUGCAUGACGGCCCAAACUCUCCUCCGGGUACUCGCUCAUGGGGGCUACAAGCACAUCUUGGGACUCGAGGGGAAUGCCAGUAUUGCCAGCGAGAUGAGUGUUUGGGAUGGAGUUGUCGUGUCGCCCAUGGAGAGAGUCUAUGAGAAGCCCUCGGAGAAGAAAGACGGCGAAGAGGAAGAGGACAUGGAGGGUGUCGAAGCGGAUGGAGAUGAUGACGGAAUGGAGUAAGGAAUCUCCUGAAUGGCUUUCUUGGCUUCUUAUCUAUCUUAUUCAAUAAAUAUUGUGAAGUAAAAAAAAAA
This is a messenger RNA of Lutzomyia longipalpis, 1334 nucleotides long. Its product is annotated as interleukin enhancer-binding factor 2 homolog. NCBI's taxonomy places the organism in Eukaryota, Metazoa, Arthropoda, Insecta, Diptera, Psychodidae. Bases 88 to 1263 code for a protein of 391 amino acids. The record is from RefSeq and is a predicted model, not a curated record. The transcript is spliced from 3 exons.